CACACUUUCUUCUAUUUCGCCCAAAUUUUACCACCGCCUCCUUCUCAAACCCGCCAUCACCAACCCCGAAACUUCAGUCAGCCAGGUCAAGUCAACUUGCACCACCACAGCACUGGCAAGAUGAAGUUGAACAUCAGCUACCCUGCCAAUGGCAGCCAGAAGCUCAUCGACAUCGAAGAUGAGCGCAAGCUCGCCGUCUUCAUGGAGAAGCGCAUGGGCGCUGAGGUCCCUGGUGACUCCGUCGGCGACGAGUUCAAGGGCUACAUCUUCCGCAUCACCGGUGGCAACGACAAGCAGGGUUUCCCCAUGAAGCAGGGCGUCAUGCACCCCAGCCGUGUCCGCCUCCUGCUCUCCGAGGGCCACUCCUGCUACCGCCCCCGCCGCACUGGCGAGCGCAAGCGCAAGUCGGUCCGCGGCUGCAUCGUCGGCAUGGACCUGUCCGUCCUCGCCCUCAGCAUCGUCAAGCAGGGCGACAACGACAUCCCCGGCCUGACUGACGUCGUCCACCCCAAGCGCCUCGGCCCCAAGCGCGCCACCAAGAUCCGCAAGUUCUUCGGCCUCACCAAGGAUGACGAUGUCCGCAAGUACGUCAUCCGACGAGAGGUCCAGCCCAAGGGUGAGGGCAAGAAGCCUUACACCAAGGCCCCCAAGAUCCAGAGGCUGGUCACCCCCCAGCGUCUGCAGCACAAGCGCCACCGCGCCGCUCUCAAGAGACGCCAGGCCGAGAAGGUCAAGGACGAGGCCAACGAGUACGCCCAGAUCCUGGCUAAGCGCGUCGCCGAGGCCAAGGCCCACAAGGCCGACGCUCGCAAGCGACGGGCGAGCUCCAUGCGCAAGUAAGCGUUUUCGGCGUUUUAAUGAGGAAAAAGUGGAAAUCAUACCUUGGUCCCCGGUCUGUGGUUUGCAUGCAUUGGGAGUGAGGAUCUCUCGGUCUCGAAUUAGGGGCCAAAAUCACGAAUGUACUAGAAGCAUUUCGGGUAAAUUCAAAUGCAUUCAUGAUGCCAUCUACACGUCCUGCAUUCCUGGGAGCGUCCCGCUUGGACGACUUUGCCUGCCCCCUUGGUAUUGUUGUAUUAUCCUACUAUGCGUCAUGCGGAAACCCGCACUAGGCAUAUACGGUCUCGAUGCUUCCGAGCACCAACAAAACACGGCCUGAGCUUGAGGUGGC
This is a messenger RNA of Purpureocillium takamizusanense, 1168 nucleotides long. RefSeq names its product 40S ribosomal protein S6 (gene RPS6). NCBI's taxonomy places the organism in Eukaryota, Fungi, Ascomycota, Sordariomycetes, Hypocreales, Ophiocordycipitaceae. The record is from RefSeq and is a predicted model, not a curated record. Gene Ontology annotation, cellular component: ribosome. The transcript is spliced from 5 exons. Gene Ontology annotation, molecular function: structural constituent of ribosome. Gene Ontology annotation, biological process: translation. The coding region runs from base 121 to 840 and encodes 239 amino acids.